UACUUAAAAAAAAGGAAAUGCACAAAAUAAAUUCAAUUCAAUAAAAAGAAAAUUGAAUACACAUCCACAACCACAGGCCAAGAAUAAAACCUAUAUUAUCAUAUAUAUCUCCGGCCGCCAUGUUUCUCGUCGAGAAAUCUCAAUUAACUUCCCAUUUCAAAUCUAAAUUCACCAAAAAACCACCUUCAACCACCACCAAAUUCUAUCAACAACAAGCUGCUUCUAGAUCUUUAUAUGAUGAAAAAAUCAUUUCACAUCUCAAAACCCUAACGCCGUUACCUACUUCUAGUUUCACCUUACAAUGGAUCUCUAACGCCGUUAACUUCCUAACUAAGGUCCACACCGACUCCGUAACUCAUAUCUCCAGCUUGAAAUCUGUUCAAUCUGAUUAUUAUCAUGUUUUAUAUAUGGAUUAUAGUUUGAAAGUACUGGAUCUAUGUAAUUUGAUGACGUCAGCUGUUCAGAAACUUACCGAGCGUCGGAUGUUGAUGAAGCUGAGUCUCCGGUUGAUAGAUUCGAGCUCCUCCGGCGAGGCUCCGGCGUCGGAAAAGGUGAAGAAAGCUAAAGACGUUUUGAUGAGAUCUGUUGGUGUAGAUCUGGCACCGGAGGUUGAAAAAGCUAAACGAGCUAAGGAUUUGAUCGGAGAGUUGAUUGAAUUGAUUUCCUCCGGUGAGAUUCCGGCGCCGGAGAAGGUAGAAAAGGAUCAUCAAUCUAAAACGUUGAUCGGUAAAUCUGAGCCGUUGAUUAGGAAAGAUCUGAUCGGACGGACGUUGUACGGAUUAGGUGUAUUGACUGUAUUUGUAAGUAAUGUUUUAGUUUCUGUAUUAUACGGAAGGUUAGAUAUAGAUAUAGAUACAAUAGAUGAGAUCCGAGUUCCGGCUGAGUUUGGUUGGGCUGACUCGGUCAACGAUAUGUUUGACCAGAUAAAUUCAAAGAAAGGAUUACUAAAGGAGGUUAAAGAUGUGAGUGACGUCAUCGGAGACGGAAGUGAGGAGCGGUUGAUAAACGGUGGAGAAGAGCUCAAGAAGGUGGUCGGAAAGUUCUCUGACGGUGUAGAUGAGUUGACUAACGGAGUUAACGGUUUGUUUAGGUGUGUGAUGAAUACGCGUAAUGGUGUGUUAGACGGCGUUAGAAAGUGUGUGUGAUGUGAUGUGUUUAUAUAUAUUUUGUUUUUAUUUUUCCUGUGUAAUGUGUUAUUGAUUGUACCAAAAGCGGUGGAAUAUCUAAAUGACAUGAAUUAUUACGUAA
Messenger RNA from Erigeron canadensis, 1248 nucleotides. RefSeq lists its product as uncharacterized. The coding region runs from base 120 to 1145 and encodes 341 amino acids. The transcript has a single exon. The record is from RefSeq and is a predicted model, not a curated record. Lineage: Eukaryota; Viridiplantae; Streptophyta; Magnoliopsida; Asterales; Asteraceae.